AUUGUCGGUGAAGUACUUGAGAGAACGGUGAAGGGUCGAAGGGGUGUGAUACGUUGGUACCCACACUACUGCACAUGUAUGUAGGGAUACGUAUAAAAAAUAUAGAUGAGAUAAAUGUUUUACUUCAAAAUAAACACAAGCCACUCACAUUUUCCCGCUUAUAUAUAAGACAACACCACACACUUAGUUGUCUCCUUGUGCGUUCGCCUUUUCUCUUCUCACACUGAGAUUAUAUUAUAACAACACACUUUUUGAAAGAAACAGAAGAUGUGGAAACUAAAGAUUGGUGAAAAAAAUGGAAAGCUUGAAAUUGGUGAUGGAAAUGGUAAUGAAUAUCUCUAUAGCACCAACAAUUUUGUUGGAAGACAAAUAUGGGAGUUCGACCCCGAUGCAGGCACGCAAGAAGAGCAUGACCAUAUCGAAAGGCUUCGAGAGCAGUUCUUGGUUAGUAAGAAGAAGCUCGGUAUCCAUUGUUGCGGUGACUUGCUUAUGCGUAACCAGCUUAUCAAAGAAAGUGGGAUUGAUCUUCUAAGUGAACUUCCGAUGAGACUAGAAGAUGAAGAUGUGAACUACGAAGCAGUGUCCACAGCGGUUAGAAAAGCUGUCCGACUGAACCGGGCAAUUCAAGCUUGGGACGGUCAUUGGCCGGCUGAAAAUUCGGGUCCCCUCUUUUUCACCCCUCCUCUGAUUAUUGCCUUGUACAUCAGUGGUACAUUAGAUACAAUUUUAACAAAAGAACACAAGAAGGAGAUGAUUAGAUACAUGUACAUCCAUCAAAAUGAAGAUGGGGGAUGGGGUUUUUAUAUAUCAGGAAAAAGCACAAUGAUAGGGAGUGCUUUGAACUAUGUGGCUCUAAGACUUCUUGGAGAAGCUUCACCUGAUCAUGUUAACAUGGAUGAAGAUCAACUUGCUCGAGCGCGUAAAUGGAUACUUGAUCAUGGUGGCGCUACAUCCAUCCCUUCUUGGGGCAAAGUUUAUCUAGCGGUACUUGGUGUAUAUGAAUGGGAAGGGUGCAACCCUCUUCCUCCAGAAUUUUGGCUUUUUCCUUCCUUUUUGCCUUACCAUCCAGCAAAAAUGUGGUGUUAUUGCAGAACCACAUACAUGCCAAUGUCACACUUGUAUGGUAAAAGCUACCAUGGCCCUAUUACUGAUCUUGUUUUGUCUUUGAGAAAAGAGAUUCAUACCAUUCCUUACCACCAGAUUGAUUGGAACAAACAACGACAUAACUGUUGCAAGGUGGAUCUAUACUACCCUCACUCUUUCUUACAAGAUCUCUUAUGGGACAGCCUUCAUUAUUUUACUGAACCACUUAUGAAAAGAUGGCCUUUCAAUAGACUCAUAAGACAAAAGGGUCUCAAACGAGUCCUUGACCUAAUGCGUUAUGGAGCCGAGGAAGGGCGUUACAUGGCACAGGGUUGUGUUGACAAGGCUUUGCAAAUCAUGAGUUUUUAUGCUGAGGAUCCAAAUGGGAUAGACUUUAAAAGACACCUUGCUAGAAUCCCUGAUUACUUGUGGGUGGCCGAGGACGGUAUGAAGAUGCAAAGUUUUGGUAGUCAGUUGUGGGAUUGCGCUCUCGUGACUCAAGCGAUUUUGGCAAGUGAUAUGGUUGAGGAGUAUGGAGAUUCGCUCAAGAAAGCUCACUUUUACUUGAAAGAGUCACAGAUCAAAGAGAAUCCCAAAGGGGAUUUCACAAAAAUGUGUCGUCAGUUUACAAAAGGGGCUUGGACUUUCUCUGAUCAAGAUCAUGGAUGGGUAGUAUCGGAUUGCACUGCAGAAGCUUUGAAGUGUUUAUUGGCUUUGUCGCAAAUGCCGCAAGAAAUCGUAGGAGUUAAGGCUGAAGUUGAGCGAUUAUAUGAGGCUGUGAAUGUCCUACUUUACUUACAAAGUCCUGAAAGUGGUGGUUUUGCAAUUUGGGAGCCACCAGUUCCAAAACCAUAUUUACAGAUGUUGAAUCCUUCAGAACUUUUUGCUGACAUUGUGGUUGAGAAAGAACACGUUGAAUGUACGGGCUCCAUAAUUCAAGCUUUGCAAGCGUUUAAAGAUUUGCAUGCUGGGCAUCGUGAGAUAGAAAUAGAAGUUGCUAUCGCGAAAGGCAUACGUUUCUUGGAAAACAAGCAACAAGAUGAUGGCUCGUGGUAUGGCUAUUGGGGUGUUUGUUUUCUCUAUGGCACAUUUUUUGUGCUGCAAGGGUUGGUAUCUUGUGGGAAAACAUAUGAAAAUAAUGAAGCAGUUCGAAAAGGUGUCAAAUUUUUGCUCUCAACACAGAAUUUAGAAGGCGGUUGGGGAGAGAGCUUUGAAUCAUGCCCAAAAGAGAAGUUCAUACCUUUGGAGGGGAACCGAACAAAUUUGGUGCAAACUUCAUGGGCCAUGCUCGGUCUUAUGUUGGGUGGACAGGCCGAAAGGGAUCCAACACCACUACACAAGGCAGCAAAAUUGCUCAUCAAUAGCCAGAUGGAGAAUGGUGAUUUUCCUCAACAGGAAAUAAUGGGAGUGUACAUGAAAAAUUGCAUGCUACAUUAUCCAGAAUACAGGAACACUUUUCCGUUAUGGGCGUUGGGAGAAUACCGUAAGCGUGUUUGGCUGCCAAAACAUAAACCCUAAACACCGUACUAUUGAAUAAAACUAUAUAGUUGGUCUGUUUUCAUGAAAAUUGUUUAUGUUGAAACAAGAGUAUUAAGAAUACAUGUCUUGAUUUAUGUAUUCAAUCUUAUGGAUCAUGGAACAUGUAGUGAUUGUUCUCGAGUAUUAUAUUAGGAUAAUCUCUUGUACUGAUUUUCAUACAGGACAUUCUGAC
Helianthus annuus (common sunflower) is the source of this 2794-nucleotide messenger RNA. Its product is annotated as dammarenediol II synthase. NCBI's taxonomy places the organism in Eukaryota, Viridiplantae, Streptophyta, Magnoliopsida, Asterales, Asteraceae. The transcript has 17 exons. Gene Ontology annotation, molecular function: beta-amyrin synthase activity. Bases 268 to 2601 code for a protein of 777 amino acids. Gene Ontology annotation, cellular component: lipid droplet. The record is from RefSeq and is a predicted model, not a curated record. Gene Ontology annotation, biological process: triterpenoid biosynthetic process.